AUGUCAUCCUCGCAUAUACUCACAGACGGCGAGGCCUCGUCUCAGCGUGCCUCCAUCUCCAGCGAUCAUUCCGAGAUUCCUUCCAAUUCCCAAGCUGGCAAACAUGCUUCCCCUUCCAACGAUCCAGUAGCGCUUCCGUCUACCUCGACCGGCGAUGCUCCAUCACCAAACACACAACCCAUAGCUGAGCUCGACGCCGACUCACAACCCUCCCUCCACGGUGACCACCCUACCAUCCGUGCUCAUGGCCUCCAUCUGAUCUCGAGACCCAACACCGCCAGCACCACAGCUUCCUUCGCCUCCGCCCUUGCAGAGCCGCCAGCACGACCUUCCAUCGCAAGUGCUUCCAGCUCACGUCACACCUCCCCCAAGAAGUCUGGCCCGUCACGCAUUGGGAGAAGCUUCGAAGCUCUGCUAGCCUCCGACGAGACUUACGUCUUGAAAGAAAGAUCAAAGGUAGCCCUGGACACUGAAGAUAGCCUCGACAGUCGCAACGGUCUUACACCAGUACCCGCCUUGCUUGGGUCCCCAUCUGGUUCGAAUAGGGUCAUUGUCGAACGUCGAAGGCAACGCUCCUCGUCAUCAUUGACAAGCAACGGCAUUGACGACAUCGACGAAGAGCGAGCGGACGUGAUACCACGUCCACCAGACGCCGCCGUCUUCCAAUCAUCUUUGCAGCAGCCUAAGCCUCAGCCAUCGACUUCCACUUCGACUAGCACCGUACACCGAUCGAUAUCGAGAGGAAUCAGCGCCAACGGCAGCAAACCACCAGCUUCACCAGACAGGACUACCUCGCUGCAACGUCGUCUGGCUGCCUCGCCGAGCGCAGUCUCCACCGCUUCGACACGAAAGGCAGCACCCAUGUCGGCUAUGCCUGGCUUAAUGCUCCCUCCUGAAAGCGAAUCACCAGGACGAGCACGCCCCCGACUCAGCAACAGUCUUGGCCUUGAGCAAGAGAUCAACAGCACAUACGCUGCCGAUCAAGGGAACUCGAUGGGAUCCUUCCGACAGCAAAUGAAGAAGACCAGCGGCUUCUUGCGCAAGCUGCGUAAAGACAACACGCCAGUACGCCGCGAGAAGGAUGCUGCCAAGCACAGCGGCUCUGGCUCACCAGGAGCUGCCUACUCGAUCGGCUCUAACCCGUCUGCCACCUCUCUGGGCCGCAGCGAGGGGACCAUAGGGGCCACGACCUUGGGUCGAAGGGAAAGCAAGGCAAGCGUGCUCAGCGGCUCAUCUGCCACCGGCAGUACGUCGCAUUCGAUGUACAAGCAAAGCGCGCUCUUCACGUCCACAGAAGGGGUCGCUGUUCCCAGCAUCCCAGAGCGAUUCAUGCAGCACUCGAGCAGCGUUAGCUCGCAUAUAACGGCCCCAUUGACAGAUGUCGAGCCUGCAAUGUCAGAGCGAAAUCCUGGCGUAGCUGCGGAUCAGCAAGAAUUGGCUCCAUCAGUCAGGUCCGGACUGCGCGUGCCAUCAGCACCUGCGACCAUUACCGAGUGGGGUUUGGCGGCCAAGGUCCCGUUGCCUCAACGUUCGAGCUGGCAAGGACACGAUCGACUCAAGUCGCUCGGAUCGAGUGACUCGAGUGGUGCCAUUCGCUUGGCUGUUCAGCAACUCGAGUCGCACAUGGAUGACGCACUUAAGGAAGACCAAGCUCAGAAAAUCCAAGUAGCUGUGCCGAAACAGGUAUCGAAGCCCAAACAACAAUGGGGACCGUCUCCGCAGCUACCGGAUCUCGACAUCGAGCACUACAGAGAGAGAUCGGGCAGCUUCAUCGAGGAGUCGGAUCUUGUGUCUUCCGAAGGGUAUGAUCACAAGGCGUCCUAUCCCACAACACCAGUUACAGCGGAUUCUUAUCCCGACAACACUAGGAACGGCCGUGAGGGAGUCGCAGCUACUGGUCUCGGCAUCGUGGCUGGCGCGAAUUUUCCUGGUGCCGCGGCAGGCAAGGCAGUUGAGAAUGGCGCGGGCGAGGCUGCAACUAUCAAGGCACCAAGCAAACCCAAACCCCCGCCGUUGGUCGGAAUGCUUAGACGAUCCAGUGCAUCGAAUAGCGCUGAGUCGCCAAAGGACCUUUCCAGCUCAGCUCGAAGCAGUCAGCGUAACUCGAUCGAUCCUGUUGCCGAGAUUCAGGUGCCACGCCGCACUGCUCAUUCCGGUGCUAGCUUGACCAGCGUCCGCUCGUUUGAGACGGCGGCUGAGAGUGCAGGUCUUGAUAGCGCAGAUCCGAAAGUCACCUCGUUCAUUUUGCCCAACGGUAAAAAGCUAUCUGAUCCGAUUAAAGCCUCUUACGAGCAGGCCAACGGCCUUGAGGGCUCGCCCCUGGUCAAGGAAGGGCAGCGACUUCCACGGCCUCCGCAAGCGGACGGCAAGAACGGUGCCAACAUCGCUGAUGUAUCUAGCCACGGUGUUGACGCUGAUAACAACGAAGAUCAGGAGCAGAGCAUUCGCCUGGUGACCAAGUGCUCUAACACCGAGGAUCUCAACGCGGAAUCCAGCCCACUCGAAUUAGGCUCUACUACAAUCAUUACAGUUCCCGCAUCGCCAGGCAUGGGUUCAACAGCACUACCCAAGAUGGUCGAUCUGUCUGAGCAAUCUUUCCUUCGUCCAGGACGUAAUGGUAGCAUUAGUCGCGGGUACUCCGCAUCUUCGAGUUCUGUCAGAGCUGGUAGCGGAUCCCUACUUCGAACUCCAUCUGUACGAAGAAGCCCUUCGCCAAUCUCAUCGCCGACAUCUGCCAGAACGAGCUUUGACGGGGCUCCACGGUCAGUGACGAAUGACGACAUGGUUGCGACACCUACCGUAGCUGCAUCCGCACAAGAGCUGGCGACAAAGUGCUGGGAAGAAGAGCCGGCUGUCUUGAAGCGAGAGAAGAUCGCAGAGUGGUUGGGAGGGUUGGGUUUGGUCAACCGUGCAGCGCGCACGUACUACUUUGCCAACUUUGACUUUAGUGGGCUGAGGCUGGAUGUUGCUUUCCGUAGACUCUGCGAUAAGCUGUUCUUGAGGGCGGAGACGCAGCAGAUCGAUCGUAUCUUGUCUGCCUUUUCGCAGCGGUACUACGAGUGUAAUCCGGACUCGGUGUUUGGGAGCUCGGAUGUGAUUCAUUCGGUUGUCUUCAGUAUUCUGUUGCUUAACACUGAUCUUCAUAUCGCAAAGCUGCAGGAGAGAAUGACAAGGCAGCAAUUCGUACGGAACACACUUAGCGCUAUUGCAGAGAGCAGCACUGAUGCGCCCACGGUUCAUGCACAGGAUGAUGGGAGGAGCAGUUUCAGUCAUGCUCAUAACGAUGUGACUCGGAGUAUGGAUGCUUUCCCUCAAACUGUCUCUGCUCAGCAUCGGAACAGCAUCAGUAGCUAUCUGGGUAGUCGAUCUAAACAAACAUCAAGCUCAACGAAUUUGGAAUCGUCUUCAGACGCUCAGCAUCCGGAUAGCUCUAGACCGGGCACUGCUAUGAGCGGUAACAAGAGUAGAGAUGCGGAGAUAGAGAAAAUGCUUAAAGAUAUCUAUGCUGCGGUCAAGAACGAGCGGAUUUUGCUGCCCAGUCCAGAGGGAGGGAGUGGAACGGUGGCUGCUGGAAGAACAUCUGGUACUUUCGCGCCUAAUGGAGGAAGGAGGAAGGUUGGAAAGGGUAGUGAUCGGAUGACUGCGCUCAAGAGGGGUUCUAUUAGGGGUAUUCAGGGGCUGUUAGGUGGAAUGGGGUCCAAUCCAUCCCUAGUGGAAUCCUCGGUCAAUCCCAACCCGAUAAGGUCUUCGGUCGAUCCUUGGGGUCGCACUGCACAGUCUUUGGGUGUGUCGAGUGGGGAUCGUAUGCUGCCUCCGCUGCCUAGCAUUACGCCAGGCUUUGCUAGCACUUUGACGCAAACUAUCAUCAAGGAGUCGAUGAAGGAAGAAGCUGCAGCAAGCGGCACCGUCAAUUCUUCGUCUAGCAAGGCUGAGAAUGCGGUGGACGAGGAAGAGGAUGACGAUAAGUUGGCACUCGCAGGUCCACCGUGGGCAAAAGAAGGUAGUCUGACACGAAAGCAUUACUGGGAGGCAACCGGAAAGCGCGCGAAGGAUAAAGCAUGGACGGAAGUGUUUGUGGUCGUUUCUAAGGGUACGCUGUCCAUGUUUAGGUUCGAUAGUGGGUCUUCUUCAGCUUCUACCGGUACAUCGUCCAAGGCGAAAAGUCAACGUUCAGCAGCAGGAGCUGGGAUAGGUGGAGGCAAUUGGCUUUCCAACGCCACUUGUUUGGGUGAGAUUCCUCUCGCUCAUUCCCUCGCAAACGCACUUCCGCCUCCGGGGUAUAACAAAAAUCGACCGCAUGUCUUUGCGCUUACAUUGCCAGGUGGGGAGGUGUACUUCUUUCAAACCGGUCACGAGGAGUUGGUGAAUGAGUGGGUUAGCACGUGCAACUAUUGGGCUGCUCGACAAUCGAAAGAGCCUCUAGCGGGUGGUGUUAGUAAUAUGGAGUAUGGCUGGAACAAGGUUUUGCCUCAACCUAGUGAGGAUGAGUUUGAGGAGCUGGACUCCUUUGGCGAUUCCUCGAUGUCUCAGCAUCAGUAUCAGCAAGCAGACGCAAGGAGCAUUAAAAGUGGAAAGAGCUCAAAGAGGAAAGGUUAUUCGUCUCCUUCUCCCUCCAGUCGCGAUCUCAACAGCGGUCUCAGCUCGGCCGCUCCUUCGAUUAGCACCUCCAACAACGCAGGAUUCAUGUCGAACGAACGAACAUUCAUAAACGAAUGGCAAACUCCCCAACUCCCCACCGUACCCUCCACACUCAGUGAAGAAAGGCAACUGGCACGAUUGGAAAAGCAGGUGGCAACAAUUGUAAGCGAGUUGACCCUUCACAACGAGCUCCGACAACCAAUGCUUCAACUCUACUCCCCUCGUGGAGCAAAUUACAACAAAGCAUUGGCCAAUUGGGAGCGAAAGAGCAACCAUCUUUUGCAGGAGCUGGUUAAAUACCAGUCCCACGUAGAGGCGCUCAAGAGGAGUGGAGAUUUGAAGGCAGAAAGAAGGGCGAAGAGGGAGGUGGAGGGAAUGAUCGAGGAUGGUGAUGCUAUGUUGGCUGAGCUUACAAUUUAG
Messenger RNA from Ustilago hordei, 5058 nucleotides. RefSeq lists its product as uncharacterized. Gene Ontology annotation, biological process: regulation of ARF protein signal transduction. Gene Ontology annotation, molecular function: guanyl-nucleotide exchange factor activity. The transcript has a single exon. Bases 1 to 5058 code for a protein of 1685 amino acids. NCBI's taxonomy places the organism in Eukaryota, Fungi, Basidiomycota, Ustilaginomycetes, Ustilaginales, Ustilaginaceae. The record is from RefSeq and is a predicted model, not a curated record.